CCCUUCCCGCGGGUCCCUCCCUCCUUCCCUCCCCGCCUGCCUCCUGCUCUCCCUGCCUUCCUCGUCACCGACUCGAGCCAUCUAUAAAUCCCCUUUUCUGGCAGAGCCCCGCCGUGGGAAGAGGAAGCCCCCCUUUGCUCGUGGCGCCCGGGAUCAGAAGAGCCGCAGCUGUCGCCUCGCAGCCAGCGCCGGGGGAAAAGCCGCUCGCGCUUCCAGCCCGCCUGCCCGCCAGCCAGCGCCCGGCCGGCGUCUGCCUCUCGCUCUCCUCCCCCCCCUCUUCUGCCCCUCUCUUGCCGCCCCAGGAUGUCGGAGAAGUCCGCCGAAGAGGCUCCGGUGGAGCUGGGGGCCAAGGACCUGAAAGAGAAAAAGGAGAAGCAUGAGGAGAAAUCUGCUCGUAAGGAGAAGAAGGAGAUCGUAGAGGACGAUGAAAACGGCGCCGAGGAAGAGGAAGACGAUGAAGACGCAAACCCUGAGGACGUGGACGAUGAAGAUGAAGAUGACGAAGACGAUGAGAAUGAUCAGGAGCCAGACUCACACGCAGUAAAACGAUCUGCGGAGAAGAAGCAGGAGGAGGAUGAAGUGGAUCCAAAGAGAAAGAAGACAGAAAACGGCUCUUCUGCUUGAAACUGUCCCCUCCCGGUGCCCGCAUCCUCUUCCCCUACUGUCCGUCUGUCCCCUCACCCUCACUGCUCCCACCUGCGCCGGCACCUAUUUUAAGUGCCACCAUCCUGGAGGGGGGAGGAGGCAUUCAGUAUGUUCUCCGACAGGGAGGGGGGGGGAGCUGAAGGAAGCUUUUCUUCUGCCCUGAGGCCCGUUCCACAUUACAGUGCUCCCUACAGUUUUAACUGCCACCUAGCUGCUGAUCCGUCCUCCGUCUCCCGUCGCAGCAUCCUCCCCGUUCCUGCAAACAUUCACGUCCCCUGCCCAAAGCACCCGCUCACGACCGCUGCCUAACAGAUCCUCACUUGCUUAUGUUUCGACACUUCUUGUGCAAACCCCCCCGCCCCCUGCUCUCUGUGCUCCACCAACUACAUCCUCCCCUUUCCUUCGGUCCCUUACAGAGUCCUACAAGCCUGUGGGACAUGUGCGGUGCUGAAAGGGUUAAGUCCAGUCCGGGAUUCCGGGUUAGGGAGAGUCAAACGGCAGGGAAUCGUGGCAGCGGAUCUAUUCGCUUGUCUGCCGGGUUUCCUUAGCUGGGAAAAGGCAAGAGAGAGGGGGGGAAAGCGCAACAAUGAAGUAAUGUGGUUUUUUAAAAAAACAAAACAAAAACAAAACGUGCAUAGCAACAAAGAUUUUAAUUAUUAAUACAUUUUGUACAAAUUUACAUGGCAAGGCAGCAAGCUGUAUCUGGUGAUUGUUUUUUCUUUCCUUCCAGAGGCAAUGCUUGUUUUAUAAUGUGUAAAAUCAUAUGUGAUUCAGUGGUUUGUUGAUUUUUUUUUUCCUUCCUCAUUUUGGGUCUUUGAAAAAAAAAUAAAUUAGGGACCAAAUUUUUAGUUCCCCCUCGUUUCCCUCCAGGUUCUUCUGUUCUUUUUUUUUUCUUUGUAAAUUAAGGCAGAACCCAUCUGCAGUAUUUUCUAUGGCACAGACAUUAUGAGGAUGAGAAAUAUAAAUAUAUAUAUUGUUUAGCACUGUAAAUAAAAAAAAACCUUUCAAAAAGA
Heteronotia binoei (common prickly gecko) is the source of this 1658-nucleotide messenger RNA. It is a transcript of the gene PTMS, whose product is annotated as parathymosin. Lineage: Eukaryota; Metazoa; Chordata; Lepidosauria; Squamata; Gekkonidae. The coding region runs from base 304 to 624 and encodes 106 amino acids. Gene Ontology annotation, biological process: negative regulation of apoptotic process; positive regulation of transcription by RNA polymerase II. The record is from RefSeq and is a predicted model, not a curated record. Gene Ontology annotation, cellular component: nucleus. Gene Ontology annotation, molecular function: histone binding. The transcript has 5 exons.